CCUACAAAUGGAGGUACGGUUCAUUCGGGUCUUCAACCCAUGACGGGAAUGUUGUUAGGUCGUGCGAGUUGACGACUGUACCACGGGACCGGCGAUUUCGAAUAACACCGUUCGUUAUUUUGAUAAAAUCAAGCGUUACCGCGUGUUUUGUUAAAAUAAAAAAAAAACCCAAAAAUAUACUUGUUAAAGCACAUCCAAACCGCGCAUCGUCUGUGUAUCGAUUGGCGCGCAAACCAAGAUCACCUGUUCCGAAGCAAUCCAGGCAGGCCAAUCCAGGCGACAAAACCACGAAUAGAGUCCUCGCUGCGCGCGAGAGGCGGCGGCGGCGGUGGUCAGACGUAAAGCAAAACCGCAAAGGCAAAAAAGUAGGCGAAGGACACCAAAGGACACAUUAUUCUCCCUUAGCUGCGAAGACACUACUGCUUGCGCACUAAACAAACAAUGGCCCGGGAACUAUGGUGGGGAAGGACUGAAGGGAGACGGUUGCAACAAUGUUUACUUUUCACACGCGACACCACCCGGUCCGGUACCUACCCCACCAAUUCAACAUAUUUCCUUCCACGGAUGGGCUUUUAUGAGCUUUGCUAACGUAUUGUUUCUUCCUUUUUUGUUGUUGCUACUUUUCCAGCCCUUGGUCACGCGGAUCGAAGCAACAAAGGAAAAAACUGUUGCACGCCUCCCCGUCGUCGUCGGUUACUACUGCAAACCACGCAGAAAAGAUUGUGAUUUUUGCUUGACCGGACGGAAUUGUGCGCGGAGUGCGAAGCGAUGAAUUUAUUGGCCCCUUGGGCUGCUGCUGGUGAGACUGCUGGUGUUGGUGAAAGUGUACAGUUGUAGAGUUCAAAAUCCAGUCCAGUCCCUCAGCGCCACCAAUUAAACGAUUGGCAAAGUGAUAUGGAAGGCUUCGAGUACGUCAUCCAGCGCCCUCCCCAGGCAAGGAUCUUCUUCGGUUCCGGCAUCGAGCGGGAAACGGUACCCCUGCGAGGUCCGGCCCUGAGUUCGCUGAUGCGCCGCCGUCAGCCGGAACUGCUGGGAGAGAAUCUUGCACCGGGAGCGCACAACAUCGGGUACGACCCGGGUACACCCGAGGACCAUCCGGCACUGCGAAAGCCCAUCAGCCGUAAAGGGUACGGGCCGCUCGUUGCCAACAGUGUGCGGUUUAACUUUGAGGAAGUGAGCAACAGCCCGGGCGUUGGGGAUUACGAGCUAGUGAAGAAGCAGUCGAAACCAAAGCAGAUGGCCAAACCGUUCGGGAGUGGAACGGACGAGCGUACUAAGGAUCGUUCGCUUGCCUAUCCUGGUGUUGGAACGUAUCUCUUCAAAACGCGCAAAGACAUCCGGAAUCAUUCGUUUGGUGGUACCAUCAAAAUUAUGCCCGCCGCAAGGACGCUCUGCAAGACGGAAAACUUUGACCGAUGUUUGCGGUGCGACGAGCGGCCAGAAGUCGAUUACUGGAAGAAUCUAAGAACGGAACGAUCGCUUUGCCGGCGCUGUAUGGUGCAGGAGCUUGAGGAUGCACGGUCCUGCUCGAAGCACAAGUCGGAGCAGAAGAAACGGUUGGAUGCACUGAACGAGUAUAAGCGUGUUCGGCACUGUGCAUACUAUCACCGGCACGAUAAGACCAGCGCAGCGAUCCAAUUCAUCAGCAACAAGCAGUUGAAGCGAAAGUUCCGGUUAGAAAAUUACCUUUCAAUGUUUGAGUGAAGGGAAGAAGGCGGUAAGCUAAUAAAUUAAGGUAGAGCAACAGUAUGAUAAGCUUUUCUUA
Anopheles coluzzii is the source of this 1765-nucleotide messenger RNA. RefSeq lists its product as uncharacterized. Gene Ontology annotation, molecular function: cytoskeletal protein binding. Lineage: Eukaryota; Metazoa; Arthropoda; Insecta; Diptera; Culicidae. The transcript is spliced from 4 exons. Gene Ontology annotation, biological process: regulation of cell projection organization. Gene Ontology annotation, cellular component: ciliary basal body. The record is from RefSeq and is a predicted model, not a curated record. The coding region runs from base 895 to 1704 and encodes 269 amino acids.